Molecule: messenger RNA, 747 nt
Organism: Olea europaea var. sylvestris
Lineage: Eukaryota; Viridiplantae; Streptophyta; Magnoliopsida; Lamiales; Oleaceae
Product: probable E3 ubiquitin-protein ligase RHC1A
Exons: 1
Coding region: 1-747 (248 amino acids)
Biological process (GO): positive regulation of DNA-templated transcription; protein ubiquitination; ubiquitin-dependent protein catabolic process
Cellular component (GO): cytoplasm; nucleoplasm
Molecular function (GO): ubiquitin protein ligase activity
Source: RefSeq, a predicted model, not a curated record
AUGGAAGCUGUCUCGAAUUUUCUCAGACAACAAAUGACUGUUAGAAGCAACGUGACUGAUGGCCGAGGGAGAUCUGAAGAGGGUCCUCUGAAUGGUAACUCAUGGAAUUCACUCCUAGUUUUUAGUGGUGAUAUGCCAGUAAGGAUGCCUGACAGUGGUGGGCUCUUAGAGUUUCUUAACGACGCUCUUGGAUUUAGACAAGAGAAUGGUGGCGAUUACUUUAUCGGCCCUGGAGUGGAAGAAUUUUUUGAGCACAUUACGAGCAACAAUCAAAAUGUUCCUCCUCCAGCUUCAAGAUCCUUCAUUGAUGCCCUGCCGACAAUCAAGAUUUCAAGAAAGCUUGUCCGUUCUGAUUCGACCUGUGCUGUUUGCAAAGAAAAAUUCGAAUUGGGUUCACGAGUGACAAAGUUACCUUGCAAACAUCUAUAUCACUCGGACUGCAUUGUUCCGUGGCUACUACAACGCAGUUCGUGCCCAGUUUGUCGCCAGGAGCUAACUCCUCAGCAAUCAAGUAACGGGUGCAAUAAUUACCAUUCUAGGGGACAAAAUAGAAGCUGGAGCAGGAGAUUUGGUAGUCGAGAGAACAGAACUGAGAAUCCAGGCAGGAGGAGAAGAUGGUCUUUCUUAUGGCCUUUUGGAUCAUCUCGCUCCGAAUCUGGCCAUAAUGGAACAGCCGAACCUAGUUCAGUCGUCUACCACGAACAUAACCAACACUCGGAGAACUCGCAUUGGCCUUUUGAAUAUUAA